Molecule: messenger RNA, 1166 nt
Organism: Sander lucioperca (pikeperch)
Lineage: Eukaryota; Metazoa; Chordata; Actinopteri; Perciformes; Percidae
Gene: gnptg
Product: N-acetylglucosamine-1-phosphate transferase subunit gamma
Exons: 11
Coding region: 118-1008 (296 amino acids)
Cellular component (GO): Golgi apparatus
Source: RefSeq, a predicted model, not a curated record
CAAUGUCAUCUGACGAAUGACCACCACCAUAGCAGGAAAUGAAGAAAACAACUCAAUGCUAAUAGCACAAUUUAAUUUUGUCACUCAAAAUCAGCCUUUUACUGUUUUUGUAACGGAAUGCAUAAUUUAUUAAGGCUGUGGAUGGUCUGUGUAUCUUUUUUCAUAAACCAUGGACUCGCCGGUAAAAUGAAGAUAGUCGAGGAGCCAAACACAUUUGGGUUGAACAAUCAUUUUCUGGCUCAGGGAAGCAGACUACAGCCUAAAGUGACCCCAUCUGCAGUGUCUGGCCCCGCACAUUUUCAUCGGCUUGCUGGGAAGUGCUUCAGUCUCACAGAGUCAACGUACAAAUAUGAAUUCUGUCCAUUUCACAACAUCACCCAACAUGAGCAGUCAUUUAGGUGGAAUUCCUACAGUGGGAUCCUGGGGAUCUGGCAGGAGUGGGAAAUAGCAAACAACACUUUCACGGGCAUGUGGAUGAGAGACGGGGAUACUUGUGGAACGAGAAACAGGGAGACACAUGUGAUUUUUGUCUGCAGUGCAAGCAGCAAGCUUGCUCAAGUCUCAGAGCCCAGUACUUGUAUGUACUCGCUAACCUUUGAGACUCCACUUGUUUGCCAUCCACAUUCCCUUUUGGUGUACCCGACACUGAGUGAGAAGCUCCAAAGGGAAUGGGAUGAAGCUGCGCAGGCUCGCUAUGAAGGUCUUAUUACUGAGCAGGGAUACAACAAUCUUUUAAGGGAUAUUUUUGACGACGCUGGUCUCCUGAAGAGCCAAAAAGUGAAGAUAAAGCUGCCAGAAGUUGCAGCUGAUUCAGAAACACACAACUCUUUACAGAAAUGUACAGAGGAUUUCCAAAAACAGAGAGAAGAGAUUGAGAGACUGCAUGCUCUCCUCACUCAACACAAUAUUACCUUUGACUCAAAGCAAAAUGAAGCAAAAGGCACAGUGAGUGCGACAGUUAAGGAUCAACACCUACUGGGAGACAACGGCCUUUUGGAUCCGCAAUAAAACAAAAAAUCUCCCAGAGCAAGUCCUCUCCUCCAUUUAAAAUCACCUGAGUGCAUGUGAAGAUUUUGCUGAUCAAUGUGAGUGACACAGACACUCGCUAGACAAUAUCGCUGUCCUUUAUGACGGCACUAAAUGUUCAUUUAAACAAGUGACACUGA